AUGAAAAUAGUCAAAGCUAAAGUAGGAUCGCAGAAAAUUAAUUGUCACCUUGAACUAGGAUUUCUCGGACUAUCAAUAUGUACUAAUAAGCUUCUCAAGAAAAUAGGUAGUAAAAUUAGCAGAAAAUUAACACUCGAAGAAAAAGAUAGCAAAUUCAUCAGAGAAGAAGCCACAGCUCCACUUGGAUUGGCCAUAAUCCCACUUACAUUUACAUCUAAUAUAAAAGAUAAUAUCCGUCUUAAUAAUAAAAAAUCUAUCACGAUUCCAACUGAAUUCUAUGGACGCAAAUAUGAUGAUGAUAAGCUCCAGACUUAUAUACCAGAAAUAGUGACUGAUGCAGAAGAUGCCUGGGUAAGAACAACUUUGCGUAUUAAAAACCUAACUGAGAAGAAAGGGAAGAGAGUAAUAGUAUCUGUUAAUAAAAGAGAUAUUUAUAAUUUUUACAAAAUACUUCCUGGGAAAUCGAAAGAUUCGGGCACUUCCAAUUCAGAUACUUCUUCCAAUUCAGAUACUUCGGACAGCGAUUCAAGUAAUUCUUCCACAUCUAGUUCAGAAAUAGAAGUUACACAUGCGCAUAAGACUAGAGCAGUAAAGAAACGCCCUAUUCGAAAGCAUAAAGUAAAAG
Molecule: messenger RNA, 625 nt
Organism: Cetraspora pellucida
Lineage: Eukaryota; Fungi; Glomeromycota; Glomeromycetes; Diversisporales; Gigasporaceae
Source: the annotation of a GenBank genome assembly